This is a messenger RNA of Penicillium salamii, 1503 nucleotides long. NCBI's taxonomy places the organism in Eukaryota, Fungi, Ascomycota, Eurotiomycetes, Eurotiales, Aspergillaceae. The record is from the annotation of a GenBank genome assembly.
AUGAAACGCGAAUAUCUCCCAAUCGAAACCCUGCCAGCUUGGCAGCACCUUAAUGGAGUCGUCUUGUCAGGUGUCUCAUUUCAAAAACUCGGUUUCGAUGAACAUGGUGCCGAUAAGGGCAGUGGAAUUGUUGCAACCGAACCCAAAUCCAGCAGCGAAAGCGAUCCGAAGCCCGAAAUUCUGCUCCAAAUACCGGGUGAUUUAGUUCUCUCUCUGGAGACCGUGCAGAACUAUGCGAAGUCCGAUCGGGACUUGCGUGAUGUUCUGGAACCGAUGGGUGAUUUCGGAAGAACAGCGAGAGGCGCAAUCUUGAUAUUCCUAUUGAUUCAGUUGUCGCAUAACUGCCCCGACUACCGAUCGAAGCAAAUUGUUGGGGUUUCUAAUCCUUGGACCGAAUACGUCAAAUUCCUGCCGCCGUCGUUUCCCUUGCCUACCUUCUACACUGCCCAAGAACAGGACCUGCUUCGUGGAACAUCGAUGGCAGAUGCACUUGAGGCCAAAAAUGUCUCCCUUGAAAGAGAGUUCGACAACAUUCGAGAGGCUACAAAGUCAAUUCCUUGGUGUCAGCAACUAUGGUGGAUUGAGGAGACAGGUGCGCUGACGAUUGACGACUGGAAGUAUAUCGAUGCAGCUUAUCGCUCGCGCAUGCUUGAUCUACCUGGCAGCGGUCUUGCAAUGGUCCCCUGCGUUGACAUGGCCAAUCACACCUCCGGGGAUGGUGUCAAAGCGCUUUAUGAAGAGGACUCCCAGGGGAGUGCAAUCCUUCAAUUGCGAUGGGGCAAAACUCUACAACCUGGGGAUGAGAUUACGAUUUCUUAUGGUGAUGAGAAACCCGCUUCAGAAAUGUUGUUCUCAUAUGGAUUCCUGGAGGACGGCCGGACCGAAGCACGUGAGAUAUCAUUAAAUCUCGAAAUCCCAGAAGAUGACCCCCUGGGUCUUCCAAAGAGAAUAUUCUGCCAAAAUGACACUGGCAUCCGGAUCCUCGCAGCCCGGAGCCCCGAGGAUGCGCAGGAAGUGACCUGGAAGAGCGCCCUUGCUUGGAUAGCAUGUGUGAACGAGGAAGAUGGACUGCACUUUGGGCUUGCACAAACUACCGAUGGGGGCAAGGAGCUGGAAGUCAGGUGGAAAGAUGAAAAGAUGCAAUCCCCAGGUCAUCUUCACGAGGUCCUGAGUGCCGAUCCCCUGUGGGAGAUUAUCCAGCUUCGAGCCGCGGUGUUGCUUCUUGAACGGCUUGAGACCCAGCUCUCUCUUCUUCAGGAGCUGCAGGAACCCAUGGCGAAAAUCAGGGAGGACCCUGUAGCCCUAGAGUCCAUGUUUCGACCUACUAUAUUUGAGACAAUUUUCCGCUUCCGAAACAUGGAGGGGGAGCUCUUGGAGAAGGCCAUUGAGGAUCUGAUCAAACAGGUAAGAGAGAUCCUAACAGCCUUGUCUCCAACUUCAGUACAUCUGGACCUCACUAACCACGGCACCAGAGGACUGAGUUGCUGGCAUCCGAAACCGUAG